CUGCUGCUUUAGCUCGCUCUGUAAUAUCUCUUCGUCAUCACCUUAUGUUCUCCAUGCCUCGCGCUCCCAGGCGGCUCUGGCUGACUCGUCGACCUGUUGUCCUCCCGCGAUGCGCGCUGCUCGGUUCUGCGUAGCUGCCGCUUUCCUCCUGGCCGCCGUCGGGGCUACCUGCUCUUCCAAGGAACUCUUCCUUCGGGACGAUCGAGAUGCCGAUGCCGUCUCCCUGUUAAGUGAAGAGGACGCGCUACGUGGCUUGCAAGUUCCCGACGACUUCACGACAUUGCAGGAGACGACGCCGGGGCUCAAAUGCAAGUUUCGCCUCAGCGGACAAGAAUUUGAUUUAUGUCCGCUCUUUGACGCCCGAAAGGGCCAACCUCCCAUCCAAAUAGAGUGGGACGACGAAACACCGCCAACGAUCACGACAACGCGCUUCACACUGCAAGUGACGCAUCGUCUAUGGCGUAACAAAACGCUCUCCGAGAAGGAACAAUGCCCUCCAGGAACGUGGGUGUGCAAGACAGUCUUGAACAGAUUGCCAGGCAAGCGCCGCACCCGGCGCAUCACCCAAAUGGUGCCUCUAGCAGGAACGCUCGCCCGACAUCCAGACCACAACCAUACGGAUGACAAAGAGAGCGACCGGUACUUCACCCGGCUCAACAUGACCGUGCGCACCCGCACCCCCGAGGACGGGCCGCACGACGCAUUUAUUCUCUCCCUGCACGGAGGGGAGUGGGCGAAGCGAAAUCAAACCGCGAGCUUCGCGUUUGUAUGCGAUCACAACGCGGAGGAGCCCACCUCUCCUAACUGGGUAUGGCAGUGGGGCUCAUGGCAUGUAUUCCGUUGGAAGACCCGACAUGCGUGCUCGAAGAACUUGACUCCUGAUAAGGGUUCUGGAGGAGACGCGGGCGGUGACGAGCGGAACCCGAGCCUUCCACCCAAGGAGGACACGGGAGCAGGAGAGCAGCCUAUCUACGACCCAGAGCCGGACUCGGAGCUCGUAAGUGGCGGACGGUUGACUUGGGGCAUCAGUGGCGUCAUCUUAUCUGGUCUAGUGAUUAUGCUCACGCUAUAUCUUCUCACCCAUCCCCGCUUCGCCUCUAAACGACGCACAUUGCUCGCAUACAUGCCCGCUUUCGGCGCCUUCCUCGUCUCUCGUGCACCCAUCCUUGCCGCGCUCUUUUCGCGUAUCCUCCCGGCGCUCAGCAAAAUCCCCAUCCCGAGUUUCCUUCACAGCGUGUUCCCCUUCAGCCGCAUGCGCGGAGGCGGGGCAUGGUCCGACGAGGACACUGCGCGUUUCCUAGCGUUCGAUGCCGACGCUGAAGGUGCCGAGGACGAGAUGGUUGACGGACCCGGGUACGGUGGAUAUCCACCCAGGCCCGCGCGAAGCAACGAGGAGAUCCCGCUCACCCCGAGCCCGCGCAAAGCAAGCUUUGGUCCUAUCAGCGGCUACGGCACUGUCGGCUCUAGCGGCAAGUGAUUCGAUGUCGCGCGAGGCAACGCGCGCGCAUGUGCAGUCGCUAGUGCUGAGGAUUAUCAUGAGUGUAGAUUCGUCUUGCUAUGUUCUGUACCACUAUAUGUUGUAAAUCAAAC
Punctularia strigosozonata HHB-11173 SS5 is the source of this 1590-nucleotide messenger RNA. RefSeq lists its product as uncharacterized. The record is from RefSeq and is a predicted model, not a curated record. The transcript is spliced from 4 exons. NCBI's taxonomy places the organism in Eukaryota, Fungi, Basidiomycota, Agaricomycetes, Corticiales, Punctulariaceae. Bases 110 to 1477 code for a protein of 455 amino acids.